Hipposideros armiger (great roundleaf bat) is the source of this 2496-nucleotide messenger RNA. It is a transcript of the gene SIM2, whose product is annotated as SIM bHLH transcription factor 2. NCBI's taxonomy places the organism in Eukaryota, Metazoa, Chordata, Mammalia, Chiroptera, Hipposideridae. The transcript is spliced from 13 exons. Gene Ontology annotation, biological process: regulation of transcription by RNA polymerase II. The coding region runs from base 595 to 2220 and encodes 541 amino acids. The record is from RefSeq and is a predicted model, not a curated record. Gene Ontology annotation, molecular function: RNA polymerase II transcription regulatory region sequence-specific DNA binding; protein dimerization activity; DNA-binding transcription factor activity, RNA polymerase II-specific.
CGCACGUGGACCGCGGAGCUGCUGCACCUCCCGACAGAUCUCGGGCUCCGGGCGCCGCGUCUCCAGGCGCAGGGAAACGCCAGCCGGGGCAGGAGAGCGCGCCCAGGCCCGGCUGCCCCAGCCGUGUCCGCCCCGGCUCCGCUCCCCGCCGCUCCCGCUCCAUGGCUCCGCGGCCGCCGCCGCCCAUGCCGCCCUCCAGCUCGGAGGGGCCUCGGGGCAGCCGGUACGGAAACUCGGUCAAGGACUAAACAGCACAGCCGCCUCCUCGCCGCCCCCUCUCCAUCCCCCACGGAGAGCCGAGGCGUGGGGGGAAAGCAGGCAGGAAGGAAGAGCGAGAAGAAGCGAGUGGGAAGCCGGGGCUCUGGGCGCCGCGGGACAGUCCAGCCGGGAGGAGGCUGCGCCCGGGGCGGCGUCGCUGGGUCGCAGGGAGCUCCGGGGCGGAGGCUGCGGAGAGGCGUCCCGGUGCCUCAGGCCGGCCCCGCGCACCUGCCCGGCUCCCGGUACCCCCUUCCCCGAACGCCACCGCUGCGGCCGGAGCGGGGCUCGGCGGGCCUGGAGCACGUCUGGGUCUAAUAUGCCCGGAGCCGAGGCGCGAUGAAGGAGAAGUCCAAGAAUGCGGCCAAGACCAGGAGGGAGAAGGAAAAUGGCGAGUUUUAUGAGCUGGCCAAGCUGCUCCCGCUGCCAUCGGCCAUCACCUCGCAGCUGGACAAGGCAUCCAUCAUUCGACUCACCACGAGCUACCUGAAAAUGCGCGCUGUCUUUCCUGAAGGUUUAGGAGACGCGUGGGGACAGCCGAGCCGCGCCGGGCCCCUGGACAGCGUCGCCAAGGAGCUGGGGUCGCACUUGCUGCAGACUUUGGAUGGAUUUGUUUUUGUGGUAGCAUCUGAUGGCAAAAUCAUGUAUAUAUCGGAAACAGCCUCUGUACAUUUAGGCUUGUCCCAGGUGGAACUCACAGGCAACAGCAUUUACGAAUACAUCCAUCCUUCCGACCAUGACGAGAUGACGGCUGUCCUCGCAGCCCACCAGCCUCUUCACCAUCACCUGCUCCAAGAGUAUGAGAUAGAGAGGUCAUUCUUUCUUCGAAUGAAGUGUGUCUUGGCGAAAAGAAACGCGGGCCUGACGUGCAGCGGAUAUAAGGUCAUCCACUGCAGCGGCUACUUGAAAAUCAGACAGUACAUGCUGGACAUGUCCCUGUACGACUCGUGUUACCAGAUCGUGGGGCUGGUGGCCGUGGGCCAGUCGCUGCCGCCCAGUGCCAUCACCGAGAUCAAGCUACAUAGUAACAUGUUCAUGUUCAGGGCCAGCCUCGACCUGAAGCUGAUAUUCCUGGAUUCCAGGGUGACUGAGCUGACCGGGUACGAGCCACAGGACCUGAUCGAGAAGACCCUCUACCAUCACGUGCAUGGCUGUGACGUGUUCCACCUCCGCUACGCGCACCACCUCCUGCUGGUGAAGGGCCAGGUCACCACCAAGUACUACCGGCUGCUGUCCAAGCUGGGCGGCUGGGUAUGGGUGCAGAGUUACGCCACCGUCGUGCACAACAGCCGCUCGUCCCGGCCCCACUGCAUCGUGAGUGUCAAUUAUGUCCUCACGGAUAUUGAGUACAAGGAGCUGCAGCUGUCCCUGGAGCAGGUGUCCAUGUCCAAGUCCCAGGACUCCUGGAGGACCGCCUUGUCUACCUCACAAGAAACUAGGAAAUUAGCUAAACCCAAAAGCACGAAGAUGAAGACAAAGCUGAGAACAAACCCUUACCCCCCACAGCAAUACAGCUCGUUCCAAAUGGACAAACUGGAAUGCGGCCAGCUCGGAAACUGGAGAGCCAGUCCCCCGGCGAGCGCUGCGGCUGCCCCAGAACAGCAGCUCCAUUCAGAAGGCGGCGACCUUCUGUACGCCCCGUCCUACAGCCUGCCCUUCUCCUACCAUUACGGACACUUCCCUUUAGACUCUCACGUCUUCAGCAGCAAAAAGCCGGUGUUGCCAGCCAAAUUCGGGCAGCCCCAAGGAUCCCCGUGUGAGGUGGCACGCUUUUUCCUGAGCACGCUGCCAGCCAGCGGAGAGUGCCAGUGGCAUUACGCCAACCCCCUAAUGCCUAGCAGCCCGUCUCCAGCUAAAAACCUUUCUGAGCCGCCGGUGAACCCUGCUCGGCACGGCCUCAUGCCAAACUACGAAGAUGAAAUGUCCUGCUUGGGGGAUACAGGCUGGGCCAGUGAAGGUCUGUGACAGUCUGAGGAGCCCAAGCCCAUGAGACAGAAGGAUGCUGAGUGCCUGCAAAGCACCCAACAGUGAUGAUGAAAUGGGCACAUCUGAACCUACAGUCGGGGGCAGAGAGUCCCAAACGGACCUGCACGUUGAACUUGCACAAGUGCAGACCCACAAGUGCUGAGCACAGGCUGUGGUAAUGAAGGAACACUGUGGCCAGCUUUGCAAGGUGCUACAUGCAGCCAUCGUGCAAACAAAUGCUACAAACAAACCUAAGCCAAGGUCUGCACGCAGCGC